This is a messenger RNA of Stegodyphus dumicola, 2348 nucleotides long. RefSeq names its product endoplasmic reticulum chaperone BiP-like. The record is from RefSeq and is a predicted model, not a curated record. Gene Ontology annotation, molecular function: ATP-dependent protein folding chaperone; ATP binding. Lineage: Eukaryota; Metazoa; Arthropoda; Arachnida; Araneae; Eresidae.
GGUUUGGGCCAUUUAAUAAACCUCUUCAACCGGCUUGUGGUAGAAUUUAACUUCAAUCGAGUUAAAACCGAAUAAUUUCCUGAGUGAAAACGUGUUUGAAUCGUCUGUACUUGCCUUGGAUUAUUUUUACAGUUCUUAUCAAUUCUAGCUCUUUCGGAAGUGCUGAGCACCAUGAAAUUAAUAACGAGGUUAGCAGCUUUAUUGCUGCUGGUUAUAUCUUUUGUGUCCUCCAAGACUGAAGAAAAAGAUAAGGAUAAAGAUUCUAUUGGUACUGUUAUAGGAAUUGAUUUAGGAACCACUUAUUCAUGUGUUGGUGUUUUCAAGAAUGGCAGAGUAGAAAUCAUUGCUAAUGACCAAGGUAACCGAAUCACACCUUCGUAUGUUGCUUUCACUGCUGAAGGAGAACGUUUAAUUGGAGAUGCUGCUAAAAAUCAACUGACUUCCAAUCCAGAAAACACUGUGUUUGAUGCCAAACGACUUAUUGGGCGUGAAUGGUCUGAUCCUACUGUACAAAGAGAUAUUAAAUACUUUCCUUUUAAGGUAAUUGAAAAAAAUAAUAAACCUCAUAUCAAGGUAGCCACAAAAGAAGGUAAUAAAGUUUUUGCGCCUGAAGAAAUCUCCGCCAUGGUCCUUUCUAAAAUGAAAGAAACAGCUGAAGCUUAUCUUGGCAAGAAGAUAGUUAAUGCUGUGGUUACUGUUCCUGCUUAUUUCAAUGAUGCUCAAAGGCAAGCUACUAAGGAUGCUGGAGUAAUUGCCGGCCUGAAUGUGAUGAGAAUAAUUAACGAACCCACUGCCGCAGCCAUUGCAUAUGGGUUGGACAAAAAGGAAGGCGAAAAGAACAUCCUUGUUUUUGAUCUCGGUGGUGGUACCUUCGAUGUAUCGUUGCUGACCAUCGAUAAUGGUGUCUUUGAAGUAGUUGCUACCAAUGGUGAUACUCACCUCGGUGGGGAAGAUUUUGAUCAAAGAGUAAUGGAGCAUUUUAUUAAGAUAUAUAAGAAGAAAACUGGCAAUGAUAUCAGAAGUGAUAAUAGAGCUGUUCAGAAACUUAGGCGAGAAGUUGAAAAAGCAAAGAGGACACUUUCUACUGCUCAUCAGGCAAGGAUAGAAAUAGAAUCUUUCUAUAAAGGCGAAGAUUUCAGUGAAACAUUGACAAGAGCCAAGUUUGAAGAAUUAAAUAUGGAUUUGUUCCGUUCUACCAUGAAGCCCGUACAGAAAGUACUUGAAGAUGGUGAUCUUCAGAAGAAGGACAUCGAUGAAAUCGUCCUGGUUGGUGGGUCUACUAGAAUUCCUAAAAUUCAGCAGUUGGUAAAGGAAUUCUUCAAUGGAAAAGAACCAACUCGAGGAAUUAACCCUGAUGAAGCUGUAGCAUAUGGUGCUGCUGUUCAAGCUGGUGUUUUAAGUGGAGAUGAAGAUACAGGUGAACUGGUUCUUCUGGAUGUAAACCCUCUGACCCUUGGCAUUGAAACUGUUGGAGGUGUAAUGACAAAACUGAUCCCCAGAAAUUCAGUUAUUCCAACAAAAAAAGCUCAAAUCUUCUCUACUGCAUCUGAUAAUCAGAAUACUGUAACAAUUAAGGUUUAUGAAGGUGAAAGGCCGAUGACAAAAGAUAACCACAUCUUGGGCUCUUUCGAUCUAACUGGCAUUCCUCCAGCUCCUCGUGGUGUACCUCAGAUCGAAGUAACUUUUGAAAUAGAUGUAAAUGGAAUCUUGAAGGUCACUGCUGAAGAUAAAGGUACUGGUAACAAAGAGAAAAUCACAAUCACCAACGAUCAUAAUCGUCUGACACCCGAAGACAUCGAGAGAAUGAUCAGAGAUGCUGAACAGUUUGCAGAAGAUGACAAGAAGGUGAAAGAAAAAGUAGAAGCAAGAAAUGAACUGGAAUCUUACGUGUAUACUCUGAAGAAUCAGAUUAGUGACAAAGAAAAAAUGGGUGGAAAAUUGAGUGAUGCUGAUAAAGAAAAAAUAGAAGAAGCUUUGGAAGAAAAAAUUAAAUGGCUGGAAAGUAAUCCUGAUGCAGAUGCUGAAGAAUACAAAUCUCAGAAAAAGGAAGUUGAAAGUGUUGUCACUCCAAUUGUUUCAAAAUUAUAUGGUGAAGGUGGUCAUCCACCACCUCCUUCAGGAGAAGAAGAUUUUAAAGAUGAAUUAUAAGACUAAUUAAUUCCAUAAUUUCAGUACAAAAAAGAUUUGCAGACAUUAAGCAUCCAAGUAGGAUGGACUUGUAAAAUUCACUCUCACCCAUGAACUUUGACCAUCAUGUGUAGACUUUCACUCAUUUGUAUAUAUUUUUUCACUAUUUAUACACAAAUUGUUCUAAUGUUAAGUAGUUGAAUAAAUUAAGUUUAUUUGUA